AUGGCACACUGCCCCAAAAAUGAAUACUUUGAUAAUUUGCUGCUCUCCUGUAAGCCGUGUCAUCUUCGCUGUUCUAGUACACCGCCACCUUCAUGUGAAAACUACUGUGAUAACAGUACUGAUUCAAGUGGAGUCCUUUGGAUUUGUCUGGGCUCAGGAGUAAUUUUAGUGCUCACUCUGUUCACCUUCAUGGUCUUGUUUAAAUGGAAGCAUCUAAAGCAACUAAAAGAAAAACUGAAAAACACAGACUCUUCUGUGGAGCUGGAUAAUAUUCUCAAGGCUAAUACUGAAGGCAGCAUGAAAACAGAAGGAACGAGACACUCACUUCAAAGCGAAACAUUAAUGUAUUCAGUGGAAGAAUGCACGUGCAGUGACUGUGGCCUCGUGCGACCUCAGACUGGCUGUGAAACUUCAUUUCCAUUGCCAGCUACAGAAGAAGGAGCGACUGUUCUAGUUACCACAAAAUCUUUUGAUUAUUGCAACUAUAUUCUGGGUGCUGGGUGA
Molecule: messenger RNA, 504 nt
Organism: Mesitornis unicolor (brown roatelo)
Lineage: Eukaryota; Metazoa; Chordata; Aves; Mesitornithiformes; Mesitornithidae
Gene: TNFRSF17
Product: tumor necrosis factor receptor superfamily, member 17
Exons: 3
Coding region: 1-504 (167 amino acids)
Biological process (GO): tumor necrosis factor-mediated signaling pathway
Molecular function (GO): signaling receptor activity
Source: RefSeq, a predicted model, not a curated record